AGUGGUGGAUGCGGAUGGAAACUUAUACUUCGUAUUUGCCAUCUUCACCAAAGUAGAGGCAUGCACUCAAAGCUAAAAUUUUAAAUGGGAUGCGUUCAGGCGACUGCGGUGGAGUCGAAGCUGACAGGUCUUUUUAUUCAAAGUUGAGAUCAUUUUUACUGGCGUAUUGCGGAUAGGUGCGUUGCGCGCGGUGGUGCAGCUAACUACUCUGUUUCUCUAAAGAUUUCAAGGACACAGCCUGAAAAAAAUACUUAUUCCACAGUAGGAAGUGACAAUUGAAGUCACAAUGGCAGCUGUGGCACUCAAUGGAUCGAACAUAACAACGGGGAACUUUACGAAUCAGUUUGUUCAGCCGCCUUGGCAAGUUGCCCUGUGGUCGGUCGCCUACAGCUCCGUUUUGGCGGUGGCUGUGUUCGGAAACCUCAUCGUCAUAUGGAUAAUUCUCGCCCACAAACGAAUGCGGACAGUCACCAACUAUUUCCUUUUGAACUUGGCAUUUUCGGACGCAUCCAUGGCCGCCUUCAACACAUUAAUUAAUUUCAUAUAUGCUGCCCACGGAGACUGGUACUUCGGAGAGGCUUAUUGCAGGUUUCACAACUUUUUCCCCGUCACCUCCGUGUUCGCAAGCAUCUAUUCGAUGACUGCAAUUGCCGUUGAUAGGUACAUGGCCAUCAUCCACCCUCUGAAGCCACGGCUGUCGGCCACAGCCACCAAGGUGGUGAUCAUGUGUAUCUGGGCGCUGGCUGUGGUGCUGGCCUUCCCCCUCUGCUUCUACUCCACCAUCCGCAUCCUGCCCCGCCGGACCAUCUGCUAUGUGGCCUGGCCCCGCAAGGAGGACGACCCCUUCAUGUUUCAUAUCCUUGUGAUGCUACUGGUCUACCUACUGCCCCUAAUGGUAAUGGGCAUCACCUACACCAUCGUCGGGGUGACACUGUGGGGGGGAGAGAUCCCGGGGGAUUCAUCUGACAACUACCACGGCCAGCUCCGGGCCAAGAGGAAGGUGGUCAAGAUGAUGAUCAUUGUGGUGGUGACCUUCGCCCUCUGCUGGCUGCCGUACCACGUCUACUUCAUCGUGACGGGCCUCAACAAGGCUCUGAUGAGGUGGAAGUCCAUCCAGCAGGUCUACCUGUCAGUGAUGUGGCUGGCCAUGAGCUCCACCAUGUACAAUCCCAUCAUCUACUGCUGCCUCAACAGCAGGUUCCGGGCUGGCUUCAAGCGGGCGUUCCGCUGGUGCCCCUUCGUCCAGGUGUCCAGCUAUGAUGAGCUGGAGCUGAGGGCCACCCGUCUCCACCCGGCCCGCCAGAGCAGCAUGUACACCCUGUCCCGCAUGGAUACCUCCGUGGUAGUGGUGUAUGACCCUGUAGACGGAACAAACAACCAGAACCAGGCCAGGAAGAAGAGCUACGUCAACCAGAGAAUGGAAAAUGGGCUCGGUUGCAAUGGGAACGGGACCAAGGCGAAGGCAGUGCGCCCCAAUGCUGAGGCUGAGGACUUCUCCUAAAGGAGGGCAUACUGGAUGCAGACACACACUGUCAGGCAUGAGCAAACACACAGGCAUGUGUGUACAGUACAUGCAGAGACGGGUGGACA
This is a messenger RNA of Oncorhynchus nerka (sockeye salmon), 1590 nucleotides long. RefSeq names its product neuromedin-K receptor-like. The record is from RefSeq and is a predicted model, not a curated record. Gene Ontology annotation, biological process: positive regulation of flagellated sperm motility; G protein-coupled receptor signaling pathway. NCBI's taxonomy places the organism in Eukaryota, Metazoa, Chordata, Actinopteri, Salmoniformes, Salmonidae. Gene Ontology annotation, molecular function: tachykinin receptor activity. Gene Ontology annotation, cellular component: plasma membrane; sperm midpiece.